GUUUGUUGUUAGAGUUUAAACUUGAUAAUUUAUUCUAUACUCCUUCUAGUUAUAUUCGCUCCGAAGUUGAAUUCCAUCUCCAUCAGUUGUAUCCCAUCAUCCCCAAUCGGAAUCCAUAAAGCAGACUACCUAACUACACUUUGGUAAUCAACCAAUUUGCUUUUUCCGACCUUUAUCAUACUUCAAAACAACCCCAAACACACACACACACACACAUACACACAGAAGCAAAGGACCAAAAAGUUUUCCACACCCCAGUUACCCCAAUUUCUCUCUUUUUUUAUAACCCUAUUCUAACUUCAUAAUAUCAGUCGCUCGCUAGCAUUCCCUUUAUCCCAUAUUAUCAAUUAGUCAUUCUUUUAAUAACAACACAUCACAUUCAUAUAAAAUAAUUCAAUAUGAAAACAACAUCUACAUACUCAAUUAAUGAUGAAAAUAUCGAAAUCAAACAAAAGAAAGUACUUCGUGCCCCACGUAAGUUACUGCCAAAUAGAGAAGUUCUUGGAGAUGUAACCCAACAUAAUGAAAAUAACUUUAGAACUAAAGCAGAUGGAUUACAAAAACCUGCUCAAAGAGUUCAAGUAUAUAAAUCAAAGAAACCAAGAUUAGAAUUCCAAGGGGUUGAAGAUGAAACUGAUUUUGAAACAGAAGAUGUUGAGGUUCAAAUUCCUGAAGAAGACAAUAGUCAUGAUGUUAUUAAACGCCAUUUCGACCAAAUGGGAACUAGCUCAGAUAGCAUUGCUGAAGCAGCAUAUAACGAGACACUCGAGCAAGUCCAAGAUCAACUUCACCUUCAUGGAGUAGUUGGUAGCAUUCCACAAAAGGAAUUAGUGGAAAACGAGGUCGUUCUCGUUGAAGAAGAUCAUGAAGAAGAAGAUGAAGAAGAAGAAGAAGAAGAUGAUGAUCAAGAAGCCAAAUAUGACGAGCUUGCCCCUAUGGAGCCACAUUGGAAUAAGGCAAUUUUCAAUGAACUUCAAUAUGUAAUGAAGAAAUUUUCAAGAAAUACUUUGGAUGAUAAUGAUGAAGAUACUUAUGAUGUUACUAUGGUUGCAGAAUAUGCACCAGAAAUCUUCAAUUAUAUGCAUGAGCUUGAACAUAAGUUAGCCCCAGAUCCAAGAUAUAUGAAACAUCAAGAUGAAUUGAAAUGGGAAAUGAGAAGUGUCCUUAUCGAUUGGGUGGUUCAAGUACAUUGUCGUUUCAAUUUACUUCCUGAAACCUUAUAUCUUACUGUGAAUUAUAUUGAUAGAUUUCUUAGUAAGAGGAAAGUUUCAUUAUCAAGAUUUCAAUUAGUUGGAGCCGUGGCUCUUUUCAUUGCUGCCAAAUAUGAAGAAAUCAAUUGUCCAACGGUUCAAGAAGUUGCAUAUAUGGCUGACAACGCCUACAGUAUCGAUGAUUUCUUAAAGGCUGAAAGAUUUAUGAUUGAUGUAUUAGAGUUUGAUAUGGGAUGGCCAGGACCAAUGUCAUUUUUAAGAAGAACAAGUAAAGCUGAUGAUUAUGACUAUGAAACCAGAACAUUGGCGAAAUAUUUCUUGGAAAUCACCAUUAUGGAUGCAAGAUUUGUUGCAUCUCAACCAAGUUGGUUAGCAGCCGGUGCACAUUAUUUAUCUCGUCGUUUGUUAAACAGAGGAGAUUGGACUGAGGGUCAUGUGUUUUACUCAGGAUAUACAGAGUUACAAUUACGUCCAUUGGCUGAAGUUUUACUUGAGAAUUGUCGUAAUGCUUCAAGCCAUCAUAAAGCCAUUUUUGAAAAAUAUCAAGAACGUCGUUAUCGUAGAUCUGCUACAUUUGUACAAGAAUAUUUUCAAGCUAUCGACAGCUAAGUACAAAAACGAACAUGAUAGCAAACAAAAACUGAUGUUGAUAUAUUUUUAAUUAUGGUUUUAUCUUUAUUAUGAAACCCAU
This is a messenger RNA of [Candida] anglica, 1902 nucleotides long. Lineage: Eukaryota; Fungi; Ascomycota; Pichiomycetes; Serinales; Debaryomycetaceae. The record is from the annotation of a GenBank genome assembly.